This is a messenger RNA of Melozone crissalis (California towhee), 1789 nucleotides long. It is a transcript of the gene NUDT14, whose product is annotated as nudix hydrolase 14. Gene Ontology annotation, biological process: ribose phosphate metabolic process; nucleoside phosphate metabolic process. The record is from RefSeq and is a predicted model, not a curated record. Gene Ontology annotation, molecular function: UDP-sugar diphosphatase activity; metal ion binding. The transcript has 5 exons. Lineage: Eukaryota; Metazoa; Chordata; Aves; Passeriformes; Passerellidae. Bases 99 to 767 code for a protein of 222 amino acids.
CGGUGCCGCUCCCGGCCCGUCCGCCGGCGGCUGCGCGCGCCUCUCCCCUUCCUCCUCCUCCUCCUCCUCCCGCCGCUGCCGCUGCCCCCGCGGCAGGGAUGGAGGCCAUCGAGGAGCUGGCGGUCCAGCCCUGCACCUCCUCCCUCUACCUGCGGCCUUUCCGCCUCUCUUACCGGCAGAAUGGCACAAAGAAGUUCUGGGAUUUUAUGAGGACACAUGACAGUGUGUCAAUCCUGAUCUUUAAUACUUCUCGGCAGUGCUUUGUUGUGGUGAAGCAGUUCCGCCCAGCUGUUUACAUGUGUGAAAUAGAAAGGCAUCAGCCUCAAGUGUUUGAGAAUCGGGACAAGGAGAGCUUCCCUUCCCUGGAAAAUCCCUUACCUGCUGUGGUUGGAGUGACCUAUGAACUCUGUGCUGGCAUUGUGGACAAGCCAGGCCUUUCUUUAGAAGAAAUUGCAUGUGAGGAAGUUUUGGAAGAGUGUGGCUAUCGUGUUUCCACUGCAGACCUCAGGAGGAUCACUUCUUACAGGUCUGGAGUUGGUGUGACAGGUUCUAGGCAGACUUUGUUUUAUGCAGAAGUAAACGACCAGAUGAGAGCCAGUGGAGGAGGUGGCCAGCCUGAAGAAGGAGAGCUGAUAGAAGUUGUGGAAAUACCUUUAGCAGAAUCCAUGAAGUUUGCUUAUGAUGAGACUUUCCCGAAGACAAUGGGUGUCAUCUUCAGCUUCAUGUGGUUCCACAACAACAUAGCACCUAAACUACCCAAAAAGUAAAGCACCAUGAUUUUAAGGAAAGCUUUUCUGCUGGUGCUGUGCCUGCAGAAAGCUGCAAAAUCUGCCUGCCUCAAUCAACUCAACUUCUCACAAAGUUUUCUUUAAAUAAACUUAGAAGUAUAAUCGGAAUUAAAAUCUUCACACAAUUUCCAUUAUUAGCAAAACACUAACUGGAAUCGCUGGGGCCAGGAUUUGCCUUGGAGAGGCAAAUGUUGAUUUUUGUGCAGUUAAAAAAUCAAAUGUUGAUUUUUGUGCAGUUAAUUGAACGUGUCCAGAUCUCCUUUCUCACAGCACUGUUUUGAGGAGCUGCCCAAGCCCUCAGCACAGCUGCCCCAGGAGCCUCUCACCAUGUCUACAUACUGGCAGUGUGUAUUCAUUGUCAGUUUUGAUAUUUUUUUGAAGAAAGCAGCAAACCUUAAUAGUCACAGAUACCUUAACAAGGUUCCUGAGUUCAGCACAGCUUUCAGGGAGCAGCUUUCUCUGUGUGUGUGGCUCCUGUGCAGAGGAGGCCUUUGCAUUUCUGAACAUGCAAACUUUUAUUUCAUAAACAAACAGGUCUGUAAGUCCUGCUAACAUGUCACCUUGACAGUGCAGCAGCUGUAGGGUGAUGUGCUCUUGUUUGUUCCCAUCACAAUACUGGGCAGCACUGAUGGGGAUGGAGGGGUGAAGGAUGGGGGCUUCUGCUGGAACACAUGCUGCUUUGUUUGCUUUAUGGGCAAUAGUUGAUAAAUCAGAUCAAACUUUGUCCCCUAGAGCGGGACCAGAGAGGCCGAAUUCUUUUAAUUUGACGAUGAGGUGAUUAACACAAGGGAUUGCUCUGAGGUUGCUGUGGUCUCAAUUUCCUUACCACCAAAUGGGAGGAAUGGGACUUACCCCUCAGAUAACACUUCUUGGAAUCUAAUGAUUGGAAGUGCUUUAUUGUGAUUUUAUCAUCAUUUGUGCAGUUUACAUGAAAGCCUGUGCAACCUGCACAGAUAUCCUGAGGAAUGGCUCUUUACAUCAACAUCUUGAUUUAAUAAUUU